This is a messenger RNA of Tigriopus californicus, 1008 nucleotides long. It is a transcript of the gene PCNA, whose product is annotated as proliferating cell nuclear antigen-like. The transcript has a single exon. Gene Ontology annotation, biological process: translesion synthesis; regulation of DNA replication; mismatch repair. Bases 105 to 887 code for a protein of 260 amino acids. Lineage: Eukaryota; Metazoa; Arthropoda; Copepoda; Harpacticoida; Harpacticidae. Gene Ontology annotation, molecular function: DNA polymerase processivity factor activity; DNA binding. The record is from RefSeq and is a predicted model, not a curated record. Gene Ontology annotation, cellular component: PCNA complex.
CUCGCUCAAUUUCUCAGUUGUUCUGAUCUCGUUGCGGUAGUUCGUUAGUUCGUUCACCUUCUGUCCGUUUGUGUGUUGCAAGUUCCUCGUGUAAAACCUUCACCAUGUUUGAAGCCCGUCUGGUCCAAGGCAAUUUGCUCAAGAAGGUGCUCGAGUCCCUCAAGGACCUCCUCACGGAGGCGUCCUGGGAUUGCGCAGACACCGGCAUCCAACUCCAAGCCAUGGACAACUCUCACGUCUCAUUGGUGUCGGUGCAGUUGCGCGCCGAUGGAUUCGAUAAAUUCCGUUGCGAUCGCCAGUUGUCCAUGGGCAUGAACCUGACCUCGAUGUCCAAGAUCUUGCGUUGCGCAGCCAAUGACGACAUCAUCACUAUUAAGGCCCAAGAUCAGGCUGAUAAUGUCACCUUUGUCUUUGAGUCACCUAACCAGGAAAAGGUGGCUGACUAUGAAAUGAAACUGAUGAAUUUGGAUCAGGAGCAUUUAGGUAUUCCGGAGACGGAUUAUGCCGCCGUGAUCAAAUUGCCCGCGGCUGAGUUCCAGCGGAUUAUCAAGGAUUUGAGCCAAUUUGGCGAAUCCGUGGUGAUUUCUUGCACCAAAGAAGGGGUCAAGUUCUCUGCGGCGGGAGAUAUUGGGGUGGGGAAUAUCAAGUUGGCGCAAACGGCCAGUGUGGACAAGGAGGAGGAGGCCGUGACGAUUGAGAUGCAAGAGCCCGUGACGCUUACAUUCGCGUGUCGGUAUUUGAAUAUGUUCACCAAAGCCACGUGCCUGGCCCCGCAGGUCACGUUGAGUAUGAGCCCCGAGGUGCCUUUGGUGGUCGAGUACAAGAUUGGAGACAUGGGUCAUGUGAGAUAUUAUUUGGCGCCCAAGAUCGAGGAUGAAGACAACUAAUCAGAGGCUGUCGCCCAGUAUUAUCAUCUUUUCUCGUCCUUUACUGACACGUGACUACUCGGUCCUUGAACUGUACCAGCAUAUCUGUAGACAAUAAACCUGAUUUUUUUUUUUCUUCUCA